Molecule: messenger RNA, 1362 nt
Organism: Dermacentor andersoni
Lineage: Eukaryota; Metazoa; Arthropoda; Arachnida; Ixodida; Ixodidae
Product: glutamate receptor ionotropic, kainate glr-3-like
Cellular component (GO): membrane
Molecular function (GO): ligand-gated monoatomic ion channel activity
Source: RefSeq, a predicted model, not a curated record
AUGCCGGCGUUGCAGUGGCCCCCGUAUGUGAUAUACGUCAAAGACGAGUACGGGCAAGACAGGGUGUGGGGCAUCUCCGGAGCACUCAUGGGAAAUAUGACGGAGUCCAUGGGCCUACGGUACGUUGUGAAGAAGCCCGCCGACAACCAGUGGGGGUACCGGAUGGCCAACGGAUCGUGGGCAGGCAUGCUGGGAGAUUUGCACAGAAAUGAGAGCGAGCUUGCCGUGGGACCUUUUGUGAUCACGUCUGGUACUGCUUCACAUUUCCCGAAUGGCUACAUCUACAUGAUUGACACAUUCAACUUUAUGAGUGGCAUCGAGCACCCAUUCGCUACUGAAAUUUUCACCAGGAUCUCAGCAUUUGACAUUCAGAUGUGGGCCCUGAUGUUCGCGUACAUGAUCUUGCUGGCAUUCCUCAGCCUUCGUCUGCUGUCCGCAAACGAGCAACGGCGCUCCACAGCCGGCUUUCUCGAGCGAUUCGACAAGUGGAACGACAUGCUCUUCCUCUACUUUUCCGGUCUCAUGCAGAGAGCCUCCUCUCAUCGCGACGGCAGCAACACGAGCGCCCUGUUCCAUGGCCUGCUGUGGCUGUGGCUGGUGUGCAGCUUCUUCGUGAUGAACUUCUUCACGGCCAACAUGAGUGCCAGCCUGAUGGUGAAGACCGAGGCGCCGCGCAUACGCACAGUGGCUGACGUGCUGCGGACGCCCGACAAACGCAUACUGCUCUUCGCAGACAGCGGCUUCACCGACCUUCUUAUGUACUCGGAUCUGGAGUCUUACCGAGCCGUGUACAGCCAAAUCAUGCGGACGGGCGGCGAGGUGCGACCGGCGGACGUGUUCCUACAGAGCAACAUGCGCCGUGUGCUCAAGCAGGACGUGGUGAUCCUGCAGGAGAGACUAACGCUCGACGACCAGGUGGGGCGCCAGUGCUCGAGCCUCGUCGGCCACGGUUUCUUCUACUUUAGCGAUGAGUAUCUGGCGACGCUCAUGAUCGGCUGGUAUGCUAGAGCUGACUUCGACCCCGUGCUCAAGGAUGAGUUUGACAUCAGGCUGAAGUGGUUUGUGGAGAGCGGCCUCCUGCAGCGGUUCCGGCAGGAGAUCUCCCCUAUCGGUGAGGAGUGUAUGCUGCGCAUGAGCGACAAGGCGGACAUGCAGCACCGCGCCUUGCUCUUCGACGACCUGAAGCCGCUGUUCUUACUCUUGCUACUGCUGCUGAAGGCAGCCGCUGUCGUCUUCGUCAUCGAGCUGCUAGUUGCGACUGCGAACCGAAGACGUGCAAGGCCUCGGCGCCACUGCACAUCACAGACCGCCACCGGAAGCUACAGCGCCGGCUCACUCGAACAAACUGCACAAACAGCCUGA